AUGGACAUAGGAGAAGGAAAGAAUACAUUGAAUAUUAUGCAGUGUGAGUAAGCUAAUAGAAUUAACAUUGAGCAGAAUGGAGAAGAUGAAUAUGAAAACAUUAACGAAGAUGAUUUUUUCAAUUUGCUUGAAUAGGAAAGUAUGCAAAGUAAUGAAGUUAGUUUCAAGGGCCAGGGACUUAAAAAAGAACGUAUUGGAUAAACUGGAUUAAGAGAAUAGUCAGAUAGAUCAAACCAAAAAAAAAAAAGUAAUAAAUUGAAAAAAUUAGAGUAGUUACCUCUCACAAAAAGAUUAUUGGUUUACUUGCUGAGAUUCACAUUUGAAUCAAGUCAUCAUCAAGAUUAGAUAUAAAAGUAUGCUGAGGAUCGUAUUUUCAGAGAAAUUAAAAACGAUUGUAUGAGAGCAAUAGGAAUGCUUAUCGAAAUUGUAAGCGAUACUUAAGAUGACACUUAAGUUAUGAAUGAAAAUACUAUCAAUGAUGGAAAAUUAAAACCAAAAAAGUCUAAAAUGGGAACUACUGAUUUAGUGAAAACUGCAGCUGCUGUACAACUUGGUUUAAUUAACAAGUCUUCAUAUUAAGCCAUAAGAAUUAGUGAUGAAAAUAAAUUAAUAUUGAUUAAGAGUAUUAUGGUAAUCCUUUGCCAGUCAUCUAAUAGCACACAAGUUAAAAGGCAUAUGAGCAAAGCCCUCAUUUCUAUCUUAGAAAAAGAAAAAUAAGAAACGAAAGAUGAAGUUUUGAAAUUUGUUUCUUAAAUUUUAUAAGCUUAAUAGUUUGAUAAGUAGAUUGGAUCUUUACUUUGCAUAGAAUCUGUUAUUAGUGUUCCUUUGAAUGAUUCAUAAGCUUAAUAUAUUUUAAAUAACUUCUUUAAUCCCUUGUACUAAAUAGCAGAUUAGCUUUACUAAAAGUGCAAUGACGGUUUGAUGAUAUAUCAAAAUUAGAUAAAUCAAGCAAGGCUAACCUGGAAAAGACAACCUCAAGAUUGGGAAGAUGAAACUAUUGAUAAAUUUAAAGUUUAAAGUCAAGAUUUAGAGGAUGACUUAGUAUAUUUAGAAAAUUGGGGCCAGUUAAUGAAUAAGAUUGUAGGGCUAAUCACAUUUAAAAAAAAAAUAUUGACUAAAGAAAACUCUUUUCAAAUUUUAAACAACGCUUUCUAUUUCUAAGUUUUGUAUAAAUUAAUUAAUAUGUAAGUUAAAGUAGAGGAGUAAAUAAAUGACUGUUUAAUUUCAUUCACAACAUCCUAUGGCUUAGACUCAUAGUUGAAUUCAAAUUUAGUUAAUUAUCUUAAAAUUGUCUCUCGUUUCAUUAAGGUCUUGCUAAAGCACAGAAACAACGACUACACUCUCCCCGAAAACAUAAAAAACACUCCUUUUUGCUUGAUGUUAAAGGAUUUAAUUCCUAGGGCCGUCGUCUCACUUAAGGGUUUGAAUUCAUUUUUAAUUAACUUCGCUUCACUUUAUAAUGAAUUCAAAGUAGAAGAAACUAAAAAUCAAAUUAUGAACAUUGUCAAAAAGUCUCUAAAAAUUUCUGAAUUACAAAAUUAUUUCUUUGAUAUUAAAGUCUCCUUCAUCUGUGAUUAUAUCGCUCCUUUGCUAUAAGUUACGCCUAAUGAUUAUGAAGAUUUUAAAAAGUUUGGUCCUUCUUUUCUAUAAUAUCUCGAGGAUUUCAUAAACAUGAAAGAUCAAGAUAAAAACAAAACUACAGCUGCUAAAUUAAUAAUUAGAUACAGCAAAUACGUCCACGGUGCUCUUACUUUCUUCGUUUAGUUUUUCUUAGAAAAUAUACAUUCAAUCAUAAACGGCAUCCCUUCAUCUGAUCCAGUCUUUUAGGUAUUAGGAGCUGCUUAAAAUAGCUUGAUAAAAUAAAAAUAUUAAGAUGAAAAUCAGCUUGAUAUGUCAACGGUUGUAUUGAUUUCUGUAAGGAAUUUGAUUAAAUAAAGAAAAGAUCUUAUUGAAAUUGUUGAUGGAUUUUUAACUAACAAUUGCUAGUUAAUCUGCAGCUUAGAAAAUAGAAAAAUAUCUUAUUUCGCAAUAUCAUAAAUUUUAUUGUUUUUUACUGAAAUGUCUGAUACAGUUUUGCAUAAUAAUUAAGAUAUUUUCAUGAGAUACUUUUAAUUAUUGCUUGACUGUACAAAUAGCCAUGGAUAGAAAGACCUUGUUGGUUUUUGUUACUAAGUAUAUAAAAACAUCUACGAUAUUGUUUCAAAUAAAAAUUCGUCGAAACGUUUAAAACCUCAUGCAACUUAAAUUUUCUAAUUUAUUCUAUCAUAAAUUUAAGAUAGAAAAUUUGACAUGUACUUUGAGUGCCUAAAUGCUAUUAUGCAAACUUAUAAAAAUGAGAUCUUUAUAUAACAAGAAAUAAUUUACACUACUAUGAAUACUCUUUUAUGUAAGCUUUUUGAAUCUUGCACACUUUCAAAAAAUAAAUCGAAAAUGCAUUUAGAAGGUGUUAAAAACCCUCUUUUAAUGCUUGAAAUUAUUACAUCAUGGGAUGAGUUAACUCCAGAUAUGCGCUAAAAUAUAGAUUAAUUAUUAGAUCCUUUGUAUAAAACUUUAUAAACUUCGAAAGAGCACGAUUUAGCUGUGAGUAUCCUCAGAAUUUUCCGUCUUAACAUGGAAAGGCAGAAUGGAAUAAAAUCAGAAAUUUAAUUAUAAACAAUAUACUUAUUGAAAUAUGUUUAUGAAAAAGAGGAAAUCUUUAUAUUUGAAAUUUAUAAGAUUAUCAACUACAUCAUUUAACAGUAACCACAAUACCUCACUGAAAAUUAAGCUCUUUUCUAAUUCUUCCUUGAAAUGGGUAUAAAUGGUAUCAAGACUACUUCAAGAUUUUCCUGCGCUUUUGAUAAAUCCCUUGGAUGCCUUGUUGUUCAUCUUAUGAUGCAUCAUUUUAAUACUCACAUUUCCUUGGAUUAUUACAGAUCAAUUAUUCAAAGUACCUGCUAUUCUUUUAAGCAAGAGUUUUAUGAGCAGUAUCUUGAAACAAGAUUAAUGGAAGUAAUAUUGAGUUGCUUUGAAAUAAACUUUUAGCAUACAUUAACAGUCUUGUAAGAAUUACAAUAGACCGAAAAAAAAUGUCAACAAGUAUUAGACAAAAUGUUAGAAAUCCUUCUUUAUAAGUUUGGUAUAUUUUAAGAAGUUUAUGAUAAGAAACUCUAUAUUAUUGGAUGCUGUAAGCUGCUUCUGAACUAUGAAUAGAUUCCAUAUAUAUAAGCUAAUUUCAUUGAGCUCUUCACUAGAGUACUAAACAUGCUCCUUUCUAUUAAGAAUGACUAAGAAUUUGUUGCUAAAUAGAUGGAACAAAGAAAGAAUUUAGUUGAUGAAGUGAAAAUUGUUAAAAAAAAAAAAGAUUUAGAUUCUGAAUCUGAUUCCUCUGACCUUGAUGGUUUUUAUGAUGAAGAAGCCAAGGAUAACAAUUAAAUUAGUGAUGACGACGACGAUGAUGAUAAUAAUUCUGAUAGAGAAAACAGUUCUUUAAAAGAAAUAUAUUCAAGAAAUAAAAAUAAAGAUGAUGUCAUGCAAGUCUCUGAAGACGCACAAGUUAUCUAAAGCAGAAAGAAAUAAUUAGCUCAUACUUACAUGCAUAGAGAUGCUUAAGAAAUGUAUGAAGACAUUAAUGAUUACAAAAAAGUUGAAAAAUACAUAUAAACUACUUUUAUUGAAGAUCUUCCAGAAAUCAAAAAUUCUAUGACUCUUGGAGCUCUAGAAAAGCAUUCAGAAAACUCUUAUGAUGACUUAAGAAAAUUGAAACGUGCUUAAAAGAGCUUAAAGCUUUUGCACACACCUCUGAAGAAGCUAGAUGAGUUUACUGUAUUCUAAAAGAUGUUUAUUGAACUCAAAUAAAAGUUAGGGCAAGAUAUUACCAAAUUAACUUCUUCAUUGACUUAAUAUUAAAUUUAACAUCUUGAAGAAAUUCUCAAAACAAAACGUGUUAUUAACUAACAAGAAACCUAAGAAGAAUUAUAAUCAAUUAGAAAAAUAGUAAAGUUGAAAAAGAAAAAUUAAUAGCAAGAAAUUAACAUGAAUAAUAACCAUAAUUGA
Molecule: messenger RNA, 4035 nt
Organism: Tetrahymena thermophila SB210
Lineage: Eukaryota; Ciliophora; Oligohymenophorea; Hymenostomatida; Tetrahymenidae
Exons: 11
Source: RefSeq, a predicted model, not a curated record